Molecule: messenger RNA, 1035 nt
Organism: Brassicogethes aeneus
Lineage: Eukaryota; Metazoa; Arthropoda; Insecta; Coleoptera; Nitidulidae
Source: the annotation of a GenBank genome assembly
AUGCAGCAGCAGCAGCAGCAACUGCAGCAGGACGAUGCGGCGUCGCAGCUGCAACAGCAACAGGGAAGUCCGGCAACGAUGGGGGCCCCCUCAGGCGGGGUCGUGCUGUCGGAAAGCGAAAUUUCCUGCUUGACCGCCACAGAGUGGGGUCAGAAAUGGCGCCAGCAGGAGGUUUACGUUGCCCUGCUGGAACGGAAGCACACGCAGCAAGAAGGCGAGCUGCUCGAGCUCAGGCAGCAAUCGGAGAGGGUCAGGCUGCAGCUGCAGGACUCGCAGCAGCGGGAGAAGGUGCUCGUCCGCAGGCUGACCGCCAAGGAGCAGGAGACGCAGGACUACGCGUGCCAACUGAACGAGCUGAAAUCCGCGCACGCGCCCACCGCGUCGGCGCUGCGCACCGCCCUCUUGGACCCUGCGGUGAAUAGCCUGCUGCAGCAGAUGCGCACCGAGCUUCAAGCGCUGCGCCUGAAGUUAGAGGACACGCAGAACGAGUUGGCAGCGUGGAAGUUCACUCCCGACAGCAACACCGGCAAACGGCUGAUGGCCAAGUGCAGGCUGCUGUACCAGGAGAACGAAGAGCUGGGCAAGAUCACCAGCUCGGGCCGCAUGGCGAAGCUGGAGAGCGACUUGGCCUUGCAGAAGAGCUUCUCGGAGGAGGUGCGGCAGAGCCAGAACGAGCUGGACAGCUUCCUCGCCGACUUGGACGAGGACGUGGAGGGCAUGCAGAGCACGAUCCUGUUCUUGCAGCAGGAGCUGAAGAAGGCGAAGGACCUGGCGGCGGUGCUGCAGAAGGAGAACUGCGCGCUCAAGGCGACGACGAACGGUAAUAUGAACAGAGCGAACGGCGACGCGGCGAGCGACGCCAGUGCGGACGUUAAGGCGGACGGCUGCGGUGAGGGGGACGGGGGGGAACGGACAGCCAGCAGGGUGAAACGCGUGCGCCGCUCGUCCGUGCUGAGCAUCGACUACAACGAGGACGACGCGCUGCUGGCCAUCGGCACCAACGGCGACGUCGCCAUGUCCAGCGACGCCGAGUAG